AUGGCUGCCUCCAGUUGCGAAAGCAGUCUAGCCCCUGUUGAUUUCUUGUUACCAACAUCUUUUGAAAGUUCUGAUAGUCUGACCGUAGCUGUUGAACGCUGUCCACUCUGUACAACAUCUAGGAGACCAUUUUACUGCUCAGGUUGCGUCAACAAAGGCAGUUUCGUGCAUUCAUCGUCGAAUUUGCAAGAGAGUUUCCAUGCAAGAGAAGAUAAGUGGAGGACUAAGAAGAAGGAGUGCAGCGAACUUCAAGAAAGAAUAAAGCUAAGAGUUGCCAAGAAACAUCAAAGAGACUUGAAGAGAUCAGAAAUCGAGGAGUGCAAGAGGAAAAUCGAGCUGCUGAAAUCUUCCAUCGAGCUGUUAAAAAGAAAAACUGAGGAUGACCAGAAAGUUUUAGAGAGGCGGAAGGUGAAGAAUGGAAAGGGGGAAAAGGACUCUCUGCGUCAUCAGGACAAGAUGACGAGGCUGAGGCGGUACGUUGACGCAGCACAGAGCGCCAUGGGGAAGAAACAUGUCAGCCUCACCACUGACGUGAGGAGCUUAAAGAACUACCGCAGGUUCCAUGUGGACAUCUUGGUGCAGUGUAUCUUCUCUGUCAAGGAGAUUCAGCCUCGGAGUGAGACAGAGAACCUGGCUAUGAGCACAGUGAGUGCCUUGAAAGAGGCAUGCCAGACUACAUUUGUGAGGGGCCACUGGGUGUACACAGACAAUGGUGGAGACACUGGACACAGGAUUGUGGAACCCUCCCUGCCAGGAAAUGGAGACUACUCAGCUUACAAUGUGUGGGUGUCUGAGAACAAAGAGAAUGGUGCAGCUCCCGAGAAGGAGGCAGGACAUCGAAAUCCCGGACACACAAUAAGUGCUGCGCUCUGUUACACAACACAGCUGGUGUCUGUCAUAGCACACAUCCUGGACGUGUGUCUUCCCCGGAGGUUAUGCUACAGCGAGUUCUGUCUGUCUGAUCUCUCCGAGAGGCAGCUCACCAGUGCUGUAUCACGACUCAAUCAUAACGUCCUUCACCUCUGCUUCUCUCAGAACGUCAACCCGGCUGUUCUCAUACCAAGGCACACUCUCCACAAUGUGGUUAUGCUGUUGAAAUGUCCAGAUUUUGGCAGAAUCUGUGCAUUUGAAGUGAACGAGAGCAUGAUUCAGUCAAUAUCUGACAGCAAUACUUCGGAGGAGAGUGAUGAGGAGCAUUUUGUAUCUGAGGAUGAGGUAGACAUUGGUAUAGACUGGGAACGUGUGCCCCACGACCUCGAGGUCCCAACCCGAGCUGGUCUUGGGACGACCUCAACUGUGUAUACAAUGGCAUAUUCGAGUCAGAUGAACACAAACACAACACACUCAACAGCUGGGAGUCUAAUGUCAUCAGCUGCUGCCUCAGUCGCAUCAAUAUGGAGAGCUGCUACCAGCCAGUUUGAGCGUAGAUGACACAAAUCAUGCUUUUAAUUUCUGUUAAAACCAACAUAAACAUCUGUGGAGGAUGAACAUUUGACAGUUUCAUCAGAGGCUUACUUUUACGGUGAUCAGAUUACACGUUUCAUGGGAACUCCGAUAGAACUGGUACAAGCAUCCUAUGCAGGAAGUAGAGGUAGACGACUUGACUGAUUAGUUGAACAGACUCUGUGACAUGAUGAAAAGUUAUCACAUGGUUCACUGCUCACAGUCACCAGAUUGUCAUGUCCAGGUGUGGUUAUCUACAGGCCAUUGUUGUAUAGCUGGAAUAUUCCUGAUU
Haliotis rubra (blacklip abalone) is the source of this 1735-nucleotide messenger RNA. Its product is annotated as beclin 1-associated autophagy-related key regulator-like. The transcript has 8 exons. The coding region runs from base 1 to 1431 and encodes 476 amino acids. Gene Ontology annotation, cellular component: mitochondria-associated endoplasmic reticulum membrane contact site; extrinsic component of omegasome membrane; extrinsic component of phagophore assembly site membrane. The record is from RefSeq and is a predicted model, not a curated record. Gene Ontology annotation, biological process: autophagosome assembly; cellular response to starvation; mitophagy. NCBI's taxonomy places the organism in Eukaryota, Metazoa, Mollusca, Gastropoda, Lepetellida, Haliotidae.